This is a messenger RNA of Ogataea angusta, 3369 nucleotides long. RefSeq lists its product as uncharacterized. NCBI's taxonomy places the organism in Eukaryota, Fungi, Ascomycota, Pichiomycetes, Pichiales, Pichiaceae. The transcript has a single exon. The record is from RefSeq and is a predicted model, not a curated record. The coding region runs from base 1 to 3369 and encodes 1122 amino acids.
AUGUCAUCGUCUGCAACUGCAUCAACUGAUAACACGAAGCAGCACGAUCGGCUGCGCCAGAGGCUGCAACGCCAGCUUCAGGUAGUCAAUGAUACGCUGGAGACGGCAGAGUACGACUGGUUUCUCCGUGGAGCACCCACAGGUUCUGCGUUAUCUCCAAUAAAGUCUCCUUCCCUGGCUACUUCAAGCAACAAUAAAGCAUUGCCCUCCGUUUGUGCCCCUGACACAGAUAACGUUGCGUGCCACCACGAGCUACUUCCUCUGCGGAGAUCGCGCACAGUUGAUGGUACAACAUCCAGAACCAAAGAGGAGUUUGGCACUUCUUCGCUGGCCCGGUCGUCCACAAAUGUGCUUUCGCCAUCAUCCUCUUCGGAACCCAAAAAACACGGCGGCUUUUUCCGCAGAAUAUUCGGCAAGGAGGAACGGCCACGGUCGCGGUCGUCCUCGGUUAGCGUCCAGCCUGUUUCGGCGCCCCCAGCUUCCGAGGUUCCACGUCCAAGAAGACAGUCAGUAGAACAACAACCAAAGGAGGAAGUCAAGCAGCCACAACGGGCUCCUUCAGAGAAACUGUCCAGCAAAUACAAGGACCUGGACCCUAAGCUGUACGAGUACCUGAAAGACAUUGAGGACACUAUGGACUAUGUGGAUUCGCCCGAGUACAAUGUAUUUGCUCCAACCAUAGAGUCGCACGUCAAAUACAGCCCUGAAGAAAUUCCGCCGCACCCCGACAAACCGAAACUCCCCUCGGCGUUCUCAUUGCACCCAAAAUAUAACCAUCCGGCCGAGGAGGAGGAGUGUCCGUCUUCCAGAGAGUCCAGAGAGGGUGUUUUCGGGUCGUUUCUCAAACUCUCUCGCAACAAAGACUCGAGCCACCUUUCGCCAUACCCGUCCAGAAGCUCGUCGCUGUCGAUCUCGUAUGUGCCUCCGCCACCCAAGGUCGAGAAGACGCCUCCCAUCAAGGCCCUCAGAGACGUCAAGCCUAUUCGGAAAGUGGCUUUUGCAACCACAACUUUUGUCAACGACCCCCCACAACAAAUUCCAUCCAGACACCCACGUAAGGGAAAUGUCGAGGUUGGCCCUGACGGAGAGCUGAUCAUCCACAAGCUCAGCCCAGAAGAGCAAAAAUGCGCCUCUUCCGGUAUCGUGGUGGGUGGAUCCGGCCAUCUACGACUCGUCCACCAGGAGUCGUCCAAAAGCAUGCAGAGAAGUCCGUCAGACCAGACCAUAAAUCAGCAGGACAAAGUAAUGGCAGCAGAGAAGGCCAGAACCACUGCGGACUCGAUGGGACCGAUCGACGACAUCAAGAUCGACAAGCCGAUGGUCAGAAGAAAAAAGCCGAUGGAAAAGCCGGUCGUCACGCUCAAGCUGGACGAGUUGUACACCCGAUGCUGCCACCUGCGAGAGAUUCUUCCUAUUCCCGCCACUCUCAAACAGAUCCCCAAAGGCUCGACGGAUCCACUGCCUAUUCUGCAACUACGCAAUCCACAUCCGUCGCUGAUCGAGGUGCUUUCUUUUGCUGAUUUCGUCCGCAUUGCGCCCAUUCACUGCGUCUCGCUGGACGGAGUCUCGAUGACACACGAAAUGUUCCGCACGCUGCUGGCGGCGCUCCUAAGCAAGCGGCACCUCGAGAAACUGUCCCUGAGAAACACUCCUAUUGACGCUGAAGGCUGGAAGAUGCUUUGCUGGUUCUUGUCAAUGAAUAGAGCUCUCACAAGACUCGACCUCACCCAGUGUCCUUCCCUCGACCUCAAUCUCCAGAAGCUCCGAAAACCAGCAGACACCAGAGACCGGAUGACUUGUAAUAUUCAGGACCGUUCCGACAUGGACUGGUCUUUGCUGACGGCAACAUUAAUGGUGCGUCGUGGAAUCAACGAAAUGGUUUUGAGUGGCUGCAAGAUCAACGAUCUGGCCGUGUUCAGAGACUUUUUGAAGCUGGGACUGAAAAACACCAUGAAGAUUGGUCUUGCUUUCAACGAUCUCAGUUUGAGCCACAUCGAGAUCGUGGUUGACUGGAUGAAGGAGAGCUCGAACGUUGUUGGGGUGGACCUGGGCUACAAUGACCUGUCGACGAAACUGCGUCCGUUUAUUGAGUACACAAAACAGGAGAAUUUCCGGUCGUCUCUGGCUCUCCUUUCGCUCAACAGCUGCAACCUGCGCGACAACGAGGACACGGUUGCUGUGUUUGAUGCGUUCUCCAAGUUCUCGCAUCUCAAGUACCUGGAUCUUUCCAACAACAAGAAAUUGUUCCAGACUUUCAUGCAUAAAUUUGUCACCUACUUGCCUCUUUUCCAGGACCUGCACCGUCUGAAUUUGGACGGCAACGAUUUCUCACAGGUCGCGCUGAUCCAGCUGAGUGAGACGCUCCCGCUCGUCAAGAACCUGAAUUACCUGUCCAUCAAGCAGAACGUGUUGACAGAAGCCUGCUGCGAGUCACUAUGUCAGUCUCUCAAGUACUCGCGGUCGCUAUUCAAUAUUGACUACGACCUUGAAAGCGUUCCUUCUGAGUUCCACCAAAAAGUGGGGUUGCUCACCAUGCGCAACAUGGAGAGAGCACUGUACGGAGACACGGAUGGUAGCUCAGACCUCAACCCGCUGCUGAAAGUGACGCAGAACGGCAAGCCGUUCACCCAAAUGGCCAUGGACAUGCUGCGCAAGUCCGAUAGUCUGACUGAACAAGAGGUGAAGGAGUUCUUUGAGUACACGGAGAAGCUGCGCAAUGAAAUGCAUGCUGCUAUCAAGGAGCUAGUCAAAUUGCAACUACAGCAUAGACUUACGAUAGAAGGCAAGGAGACCCUAAUCCGACUGAUCAUGGUGGACGAAUCUGUCAAGAAGUGCUUGGAACUGCUUGCAAAGAUGCACCCUGAAGUCGGUGCUCCUUGCCGUGUUGGAAAGACCUAUGACUUUUUCAUUGAAAAUAAGGAAGAGGCAAAACGGCUCUCUCCCCAGCUGUCGGACACAGAAACCACAGAACUCAAGGCCGAGUUAUCACCAAUGGUGGCCCACAACUCGGUUUCGAGUCUUAAUAUGGUUGCUGAGGAGGCGAACACGUUCAAGGCGUCCAGCACUUUCAAAAAGGCCAGCCUUGACGCAGACAAGUUGCAAGAGAAACAGACCUCCCUACUCGCGGCCCUUUCCGGAUCAAACGACAUCAAGAAAUUCCUGGACGCACUAAAGAAAUUACAGGAUAGCGGGAUCACGCUGUCUGACCUGUACUCUCACUCAGAUACAGAGAACAACACCCUGAUUAAUACGAGAAAGGGCCAGACAGACCUGAAGUCGCUUGGGUCGGGGGACGACCAGACGCGAUCCCUGCGGGAUGCGUUGGACACUGUACUGAACGAACUGGGUAAACGCAGAGACACUGAUUAA